This is a messenger RNA of Pelodiscus sinensis (Chinese soft-shelled turtle), 687 nucleotides long. The record is from the annotation of a RefSeq genome assembly. Lineage: Eukaryota; Metazoa; Chordata; Testudines; Trionychidae.
AUGGCCCACCCAUUACAAUUAGGAUUCCAAGACGCAAUAUCACCAAUUAUAGAAGAAUUAUUACACUUUCAUGACCAUACCUUAAUAAUUGUAUUCUUAAUUAGUACCAUAGUACUUUAUAUCAUCACAUCAAUAAUAACAACAAAACUAACACAUACCAAUACUAUAAAUGCCCAAGAAGUAGAAAUUAUUUGAACUAUCCUCCCAGCUAUUGUCCUAAUUACUAUUGCAUUACCCUCAUUACGCGUCUUAUAUUUGAUAGACGAAAUUAACAACCCAUAUUUAACCAUCAAAGCUAUAGGCCAUCAAUGAUACUGAACCUAUGAAUACACCGAUUACGAAAACCUUGAAUUCGACUCAUAUAUAAUCCCAACCCAAGACCUACCAAAAGGAUACUUUCGAUUACUAGAAGUUGAUCACCGUAUGGUAGUUCCAAUAGAAUCUCCUAUUCGAAUAUUAAUUUCAGCCGAAGACGUUUUACAUUCAUGAGCAAUACCAUCAUUGGGGGUAAAAACCGAUGCCAUCCCAGGACGAUUAAAUCAAACAACCUUCACUAUAACACGCCCAGGUAUUUUCUACGGACAAUGCUCAGAAAUCUGCGGAGCAAACCACAGCUUUAUACCAAUCGUAGUAAAAUCAAUCCCACUAAAACUUUUCGAAAACUGAUCCUCACUAAUACUCUCCUAA